Messenger RNA from Varroa destructor (honeybee mite), 1662 nucleotides. RefSeq lists its product as uncharacterized. NCBI's taxonomy places the organism in Eukaryota, Metazoa, Arthropoda, Arachnida, Mesostigmata, Varroidae. The record is from RefSeq and is a predicted model, not a curated record.
CUAUUGUUAUCGUAAACCGAUAACGCAGUUCGAUCACAUCAUAAUCAUCAUGGCCUAUUUCGCCGUACAUUAAAAUAUUGAAGCAUAGAAGAUUUAUGAUGUAUAGAUGCUUCGGUUUUUAGGAACAACGGCUUCUACAAUGCUUGAUGUCACGAAUGAAAUAGAAAGAACACGUUGAAUGGACACUAAGGUAUUUCCGGGUAACUGAUCAAUUCAACUGGACUAACGUAGUUUUUGUCGCUCGAUUGACUUAACUGGGCAACGGGGUUUUGAUAGCGAGGCUAUCAUUGUCCCCCUUAACUGAUUCUUCUUCUGUUCCCGUGGAUCUCACUGACUUACACAGAGCGCGGUUGACGGAGAGUAAUAUGGAUUUACCCGGUUUCCUCUACCGGAACCGUCAUGACGGUCGACGAAUGUUGAAGCGACUGUCGAAUCGGGUGCUUGCAGGAGGGCGCGACCAUAGUCAUCCAGAUGACGAAAUGCCCAGUGGUGGCCCAGCUCUCGAGGGGCAGCAAUCAGCGCAGAAUUCACAGAUGGAGUGCAAAGGCGACCUACGCCCAAACGACCAGGACAAACGGAAUGAAGCUCUAAUACAGGCACUAGAGCAAAACACAUCGAAGCAACUCGCCGCUGAACAGGAGUGUUAUGCUGCCGACUUUGAAAAGCUGACGGCCGAUAGGUUAGACUUUCAAAAAGAACAGCUAGAGCUCGAGGAGGAAACGAAAGAGCUGGAUAAGAUAUUAAUCGACAUGAGAAAAUACAUGGACAACGUACUGCUUGCCACGCACAAGGCCAAAAAAAUUAAUAUGCUUCACGAGAAGCUACAGAAAUUACUGGACGCAGCCGUCGAGCAGCCCGAAUGGAAUACAAGUAGGGGCAAAAAUAUUGCCCGCUUGAUUGGCGAGGCCAGGCAACGGGAAGCUCAACUUCAGGCAGCUCGGGGGCUCCGCGAAGCAAUUAAUUACAUCGAACAAGUAGUGCUGGUAAGCCAGGAGAUGCCGAAGGACUACGUGCUGACUCUGGCAGAUCUUGAGGAAGUUCCGCAGUUAUUCGAGGCACAAAAUGAUCAGGCUCAGAGUUUUGCUAGAAAAUAUAGUAAAUACCUCCGGGAAUGGCAGAACGACCUGGAAAAAGAACACUUCAAAGUCAGUGUGGAGAGAGAGGCUCUGAAACGGAGAGCGAAGAAGAUGGUGGACGGGCAUCAGGCGUUGGCUAACGCGUGGGGAAGUUUACUGGCUAGGGAAGCGAAGCUCAAUGAGUUAGUGCACGAAGUACCCGUGUUGAGACGCUGGCUGAAAGAUCUAUUAGACAGAAUCGAGCAGGAGCACGUAUGCGCCAAACAACACUGGAUUCUAUUGCGGGGCGCUGUACCUAAAUGGUGACGUAACAAGAUUCUUACGAUUAUGAUUUCUAACGAUACGCGGGCCACUUUUUUUAAAAUUCCGAAUGUUAGUCCCUAUGACGACAGUAUCCUGAUUUUAGAAUAAAAUAUUAAAAUAAAGCAAAAGCGUGCUACAGCUCCAUUGCAGCCAACCUAACGGGUUAUUGAAAGUCAGCUGUCCGCCUACCUAAAACGACAGUCGAUCAAAUCUUUCGAACGCGCUCGAUAAAUAUUAGCGAGCCUAUUAUACGUUUUUCUUAUCGACGAUUGGGUCCGCAGGU